UUAGUGGUGUUUGGCUGGAGGAAAACGAGGGAGAGGGAAAAUGUUCACUCUGCUUCUUCGUAGAAAUUCUUUAUCUCUUUCUUACUCCCAAAUUCAACCUCCAAAACCUUCUUACUUACUCCCAUACCACUGCCUCUCCACCACGCCGCCACCACCCCCACCACAAGAUGCCAUCAUAGCGAAACUCAUUCUCUGCUCCGACCCACGAACCCUAACGCAAACACUAGUAGACCCAACAAUUCAAUGGACCCCGGAGCUUGCCGACAGUGUCCUCAAGCGCCUCUGGAACCAUGGACCCAAGGCUAUCCACUUCUUCAGAACCCUAGACCGCCACCACCCCACCUUCGCUCACUCCUCUUCCUCCUUCGACCUCGCCAUCGACAUCGCCGCCCGCAUGCGCGACUACAAGGCCGUAUGGGCUCUCGUGGCCCGGAUGCGUAAUCGCCGCCUCGGCCCGGGACCGAAAACCUUCGCCAUCAUCGCCGAGAGGUACGUCGCCGCCGGCAAACCCGACAGAGCUGUCAAGCUCUUCUUGUCUAUGCACGAGCACGGUUGUUUUCAGGAUUUGAAUUCGUUCAAUACGAUUCUUGAUGUUCUGUGUAAAUCGAAACGCGUCGAAAUGGCGUAUAAUUUGUUUAAGGCUCUAAAGGGUAGGUUUAAGGUUGAUUGCGUUAGUUAUAAUAUAAUUUCAAAUGGGUGGUGUUUAAUUAAGCGGACGCCCAAGGCACUUGAGGUGUUGAAGGAGAUGGUGGAGAGAGGAUUGGAACCGAGUUUAACCACGUUUAAUACAAUGCUUAAAGGUUAUGUUAGAGCUGGUCAGAUUAACGAAGCUUGGGAGUUCUUUUUGCAAAUGAAGAGAAGAAAAUGUGGGGCCGAUGUUGUUUCUUAUACCACCAUGGUUCAUGGGUUUGGCUGCGCUGGCGAGAUUAAGAGAGCUAGAAGAGUUUUCGAUGACAUGAUUGGGGAGGGUGUGCUCCCUUCUGUCGCAACUUACAAUGCACUGAUUCAAGUUUUGUGCAAGAAGGAUAGUGUUGAAAAUGCCAUCUCGGUGUUUGAGGAGAUGGUGAGGAAGGGGUAUGCGCCUAAUUGGACUACUUAUAAUGUGAUAAUCAGAGGAUUGUGUCAUGCCGAUCAGAUGGAUAGGGCUUUAAUGUUUCUGGAAAGAAUGAAGGAGGAUGAUGAGUGUGAGCCGAAUGUUCAGACUUACAAUAUUGUGAUUCGUUACUUUUGUGAUGCCGGAGAGAUUGAAAAGGGGUUGGAUGUAUUUCAGAAGAUGGGUAGUGAGGAUUGCUUGCCCAAUUUAGAUACUUAUAAUGUUUUGAUGAGUGCCAUGUUUGUGAGGAAGAAAUCAGAUGAUUUGCUGGUGGCUGGGAAGUUGUUGACCGAGAUGGUGGGCAGAGGAUUUCUGCCCCGGAAGUUCACUUUCAAUCGGGUCUUGAAUGGGCUUUUGCUAACUGGCAACCAAGGUUUUGCAAAAGAGAUAUUGAGAUUGCAGAGUAGAUGUGGCCGUCUUCCUCGUCAGCUCAAAUUGUGAAAGUGUACUGGCGUCUGAAUUGGCUCAUUUGUAGAUUUUUCUUAAAUCCUCCUUGACUGUAGAGCCAAUGUUACAAUGUUACCAAGGGCUUCUGAUCGUGCUUGAUGAUGAGUGCCAUUGUUUCUGUCUCUAAAAUGGUUUUUGAGGAUGUGCUGCUGCCUUGGCCUUCAACAGCAAUCGCGAUCACAUUAGUAAUUUCAGUUGGCUCCUAAAUUGGGACUUUGGGUGCCUUUUUUGCAAUCAGUCCACACAGCAGGACCAGGACUUAUAUUAUGCAUGGUGUGGUUGGGAAGUUCUUGAGAAUAUGAAAUCCUCUCAUCUUCAGCCAUUUCUCGGUGCACAGGUCCUCUUCAGAAGGGAGUUUAUCGUGAGUGCACUUCUGAUAAUUCAAGUAGAAAUUUUCCAAGUCCGACGGCCCCCUACAAAUAGCGUUUUGGGGGAGCAAUUGAUACAGGACAAGAGGAGUUUAUGGUUACUGGGUUUGAUAACCUUCGAGGUUGCUUUGUUCAUCCUUCCUAGUGCUAUCUCAUGUUCUUGCAGCAUGAUCACUGCCAUUUCACGUGACGGCACCCAAUUUUUCUGAUUCGGCAUCAAAUAAAUAGUUAUUCUAUGCAUGAUAUAUGCUCAACCAUUCAGUCCAACAGUUUGUUCUCUCCUGUAUUUGAUUGAGAUGAUAAGAAGAUUGAUGCGUUGUUCAGUGAUAGCA
Juglans regia (Persian walnut) is the source of this 2240-nucleotide messenger RNA. Its product is annotated as pentatricopeptide repeat-containing protein At1g74900, mitochondrial. Gene Ontology annotation, molecular function: protein binding. The coding region runs from base 41 to 1534 and encodes 497 amino acids. Lineage: Eukaryota; Viridiplantae; Streptophyta; Magnoliopsida; Fagales; Juglandaceae. The transcript has 2 exons. The record is from RefSeq and is a predicted model, not a curated record.